CGGCUGUAUGAAAUGUGGAAAAAGAGUUUUGACAAGGAAGUAGCGUUGGCCUACUGUCUGUCAGUUUACUGUAAUAAACUAACAGAUUAACAGGUAUUUUGGUUACACAGUGUACAUGUUUUGACGACGAAGAAAAAGACGUUUAACCCCUAAAAUCACGACACUGUAAAAUGAGUGCAGUCUCACCCUCCAUGCAUGGGCUUGCCUGGGCAUGGUCAUCUCAGCGUGUGCCAGUUUGGUGAUGUGAUUGAGCGCCAGCUAUGGCGCUGGAGGAAGACAGGAGGUGUCACAUUUAUGUCGUGACACUUCCAGCCUCUGUUCUCUCCCUUCCCAUUCGAAGGGGAGACUGAAAGAAAAAAAAAGAAAGCAGAUGGAGAGGAAAGAGAGGUAUGAAGAAGUAUACACAAAGGAUGAGGGGAGACAAGCGGCCACAGGAGAAGAGCAGCAAAGAGGGGAGACCGGGAGGUUUUUGGGGCCAACUGGAGUGAUGACUGUGGAAAAAGGGCGGAAAAGGAACACCGCUCUUCACGGCCUUGGAGAGGCAGCAUCAGAUGUGGAUAGACCUGGUUUAAUUGCAAGACAACAUGCAAAUGGAGUGGAAGAACUGGAAACCAAGGCGAAACUGGAGAGGGAUGUAUUAGCAUCAAUACGAAGAGCUCUCAGAAGGCAAGCAGAGGUUUUGGAUGGAGAAACCUUCCAUUCCUUUCCUUCUCUCUCUGAUGGCCAUGAAGAUGCCUCUUCUACUUCUUCCUCCUCAAGCCCCUUGCCCUCUGCUCUCCUCUCCACUCUUUCCAUCUCUUCCUCCUCUCCUCAGCUCUCUCUCACGCCCCCUCUACCCCCCUCAGUGGAGCUGGAUACAUUGUUGGUGGAUGGCAGAUUGGUGUUGGAUGUGUAUCAGUGCGGGGGGACGGUGAUGCCUGCUCUGUGGGAUAGUGUACCAGAGAGAAUGAGGCGGCUGCAGUAUGUCCGGCUGGGCUCAGAGGACGAAGAGGCGCUGGAAGGCGCUUUCAGAGUUCUGCCCCGACUCACUCAGCUACGCUCAUUAGCCAUUCGAGGCCACCGUUUCUAUGAUGCCCAGAGUGACCCCCUCCCAGGUCUCCUGACCUCUCUUCCUGCUUCCAUCUCCUCUCUUUCCCUUCUUGUUCACCUGGAUCUCUCUUUCAACCGCCUUUCCUCUCUCCCUGCCUGCAUACUUUCUCUCUCACACCUUUCAGAGCUCCUUCUCUGCCACAAUCAGCUGGACACGCUGCCAGAGGAGCUGGGUGCUCUGGUGUCUCUGCAGCGGCUCAGUGUGCUGGGGAACAAACUGCAGGCUCUUCCCCCGGGAGUGGGGCUUCUGCUGGAGCUGCAGGAGCUGGACGUGUCCUUUAACCAGCUGGAGAGUCUGCCUGAGGAGCUUGGCCUGCUGCUGCAUCUACACACGCUGGAACUUUCCAAUAACAAGCUUCAAAGGCUACCAGAGACAUUGGGUUCUUUACACUCUCUGAGGGUGCUGGCAAUCCACAGUAAUGAGUUGAGGAACGUUCCAGAGUGUGUGAGAGCUCUCCCUCAGCUAACCAGACUGGAUGUACGGAACAACCCACUGGGCCGACCCCCAACCCCGCCGCCCCUCCCUCCUGCUCCAGCAGCUGAGGAUGAGACUCCUAUUCCAGAGCUGCACCUCGCUUUCAACCAGCACAGGUUUUCCAUAUCUCCCACUGGGUGUCACGUGUUCCUUCCUGGAGGAGCAGAGCUCUUGUUUCCACGCGGAUGUGUUGGAGGUGUUACACAGUUCAAGUGGGCAGAGAGAAAACCAGACAAGAAAUGGGUACAGCUAGAAGAACAUGAUUUCCUAUUGAAUCGCCCUUUGGAACUCCUCCCACAUGGCACUACAUUUAACAAGCCUGUAGAUGUGUGCGUUCCCUAUCACAAGACUCGAAAAGGUGAGGUGGUAGUCCGUAAGUAUGAUGGUCAGUCCUGGAGUACAUUACCUACCCUGACCAGAAGGGGGAGCCACAGGCACAGUAGCAGACCGCGGGGCCGACCUGCUCGGCUGGCCUGCUGCACUGUAAAGCAGUUCUCUUGGUUUGUGGCUGUUUCUCGACCUGUCAGAGACUCUUGCUCUGUAUCUCCAGCCGGGGCACUGCUAGUGUCUCGCUAUGACCCCGGGAUCAAACUCACUUUUCCGCCAGACUGUACAACCAACACACGUACUGUCACACUGCAGGUACUGCAGGUGGCAUUGUCUGAGGUGCAGGAUCUAACUGGAGACCCUCAGGCCAGCGCCAGCCCCCUCCUCUGCCUCUCCCAAACCCCCAGCUUGCACUUCCUCCAACCAGUCAGAGUACAGAUUCCCCUGCCGCCUGGACUCACAGGCCACACAGUGGACAUGUCUCGGCUGCACCUGCUGCAUGGUGACCCUGUUGCUCACACCUGGACUGAUGUCACUGCUCAGGUGUCUCUCUACAUCACACAACUCUACGCCAUCUUUUCUGUCACCCACUUCUCAUGGUACUGGCUGUGGUACACCACUCAGAGUUGCAUUAGUGGAGUGGUGAGGAAAGUGUAUCACAGGCUGAAGCAAUUCAGGGUUCAGUUUCUGGUGCUGCAGAGAAAAACAGACCUCACACAAGUGCUGCUGCAGUGCCUUCCCUCAGACAAGGUUGACAGUAGGUUAGCUUCUCUGUCAGAGCAGUAUGAUGGCCCGCAGCCAUCAGAUGUAUGUAACCUGCUGGAAGGCGAGCAAUUCUUUGCUGGGUUUGAGAGAGGCAUCGACAUCAGUGCAGACCGGCCGGACUGCAGCGAGGGCAGACUGGCCUUCACCUUCUACUCCCACCUUAAGAAUAUCAAAGAGGUCCAUGUUUGCCCCACAGACAAACAAGAGGAUACUGUCCGAGGACAGGUGUCCUUCUACAGAGGUAAGGUACCCAGUGAUCUGCCAGAGGAAGUUGCUCGGAAGAGGAAAGGCCUUGACAGUCAAUGGAUGGCCACGCUUCCCCUCAGACUUCCUGGUACCAACUGUGAGGGCAGUUUGUAUUCAGAGAAGCAAUACCCUCCACUGAACCUUGGUGAUCCAGAGAGUGGUUAUCUGACAGAGACCAACCUGCUGGCCAUUUCGUUACGCAUCAGCCAAGACUGGCGCUGCAUUGGCAUGAAUUUGGGAAUCAGCUACCAGGAGCUGGAUCGCAUCCAGUACAAACACAGAGACAACCUGGGAGCCCUGGUGCUGGAGAUGCUCUUCCAUUGGGCAAGAGGGCAGCAGAAGGCUGGAGCAGGGGCAGUCCCGCGGCUGAUUGACGCACUGGUGGAGAGCGGCAGGCGGGACCUGGCAGAGGAAGUGGAGGACAUAGUGAAUCUGGGGAAAAGGAAGUACAGAGAGUCGCUAAAGCGAGUAGGCCUAGAGACAGAGAACCCAACAACCUCUACUCAGUCUGAACCAAGCUGACACACACACACACACACACGGGAGAAGGUGGAGUAUCUCAGCCUCCACACUAUAUACACAAAAUCACACUAAUUGUGCUGGACACAUACUGUACAUAAAAAAUUAAAUAUCACAGCACAGAUGGACACCCAUGCACAAACACACGCAGUUCUCUGCAGGGUGUCCCUGCGGGCAGGUUUCUCGCUCUGUGUCUUGUUGCUAUGACUGAGCUGCUGUUGGGCUGAAUCAGCUCCUCACAGAUGCCUGCUGAACACACUCUUUCUGAACACAUUGUCUCUCGAAGUAAAUGAGCCUUAAACCAAACUGCAGUGUUGCGGAUGUAGCUUUACCAAACUGGAACAUGUAAACUUGUGUGAGCUUAAACGGGACUGUCUUAUGAACUCAAAUUGUAUUGUUCUUUUUUAUUUUAACCACGUGUGAACCAUGAGACUGUUGGGCCAAAAUUUUGUAACGCAGGCUAAACACCAGCUGUGGGGAUAUUUUAAAAGGACAUUUACUGAAUUUUUCUUAAUACACAAACACUCUGCUGGAGAAAAUAAAUGUACUGUGUGGA
This is a messenger RNA of Colossoma macropomum (tambaqui), 3977 nucleotides long. RefSeq names its product p53-induced death domain protein 1 (gene pidd1). Lineage: Eukaryota; Metazoa; Chordata; Actinopteri; Characiformes; Serrasalmidae. Gene Ontology annotation, biological process: signal transduction; DNA damage response; apoptotic process. The record is from RefSeq and is a predicted model, not a curated record. The coding region runs from base 371 to 3424 and encodes 1017 amino acids. Gene Ontology annotation, molecular function: protein binding. The transcript has 16 exons.